This is a messenger RNA of Kockovaella imperatae, 1356 nucleotides long. RefSeq lists its product as hypothetical. Gene Ontology annotation, molecular function: NEDD8 activating enzyme activity. The record is from RefSeq and is a predicted model, not a curated record. The transcript is spliced from 11 exons. Gene Ontology annotation, biological process: protein neddylation. Bases 1 to 1356 code for a protein of 451 amino acids. Gene Ontology annotation, cellular component: cytoplasm; nucleus. Lineage: Eukaryota; Fungi; Basidiomycota; Tremellomycetes; Tremellales; Cuniculitremaceae.
AUGGGUGCAAAUGGUUUGGCGAACGGGUCAAGCAGUCUCAGUGGAAGCAAUGGGCUCAAUGGGGAAUCUUCGAAGCGCUAUGCUAGCUAUCUGGCUAAUAGCAACCGGUACGAAGCGGUCGAUAGGAUGUUAGAUCGACGAGGGCCUUGGACAGAUGAACAAUUCGUCGGUGGCUCAGAGGCGAAAGCGUUUCUUCGUCAAAAGGCAAAGAUUCUCGUGAUCGGUGCUGGAGGUCUGGGCUGUGAGAUUCUGCAAAAUCUGGCCCUGACUGGCUUCAGCGACAUUCACGUCAUUGAUAUGGACACGAUAGAUAUCUCCAACCUCAAUCGACAAUUCCUUUUCAGAGAAUCCGACGUUGGCAAGUCAAAAGCUCUCUGCGCCGCCGAUUUCAUCAUGUCCCGCGUCCCUGGUGUCAAAGUGACUCCGUAUCACGGCAAGAUUCAAGACCAUGCACCAGACUUUUACAUGCAAUUCGCAAUAAUUAUUGCUGGUCUAGAUUCCAUCUCUGCACGUCGAUGGAUCAAUGCUACCUUGGUUAAUAUGGUAGACGAAGAGAAUGAAGACAGUCUCAAACCAUUGAUCGAUGGAGGCACGGAGGGCUUCAAAGGUCAAGCACGAGUCAUUCUACCCACCAUCACGUCAUGCUAUGAAUGUUCCAUCGACAUGCUCACUCCUCCCACCGUGUUUCCCGUCUGUACCAUCGCCAACACCCCUCGACUGCCAGAGCAUUGUAUAGAAUGGGCCUCUGUGCUGGAAUGGCCAAAGACUUUCAAGGAUAAGAAGCUUGAUACGGAUGAUCCUGAACAUAUCGAGUGGCUGUACCAAAAGGCGACUGCUCGAGCGGCUAUGUUCAAAAUCGAAGGUGUGACUUGGCAGUUGACUCAAGGUGUGGUGAAGAACAUCAUACCUGCAAUAGCGAGUACCAACGCCAUCAUCGCGGCCUCCUGCUGUAACGAAGCGUUCAAGAUCGCUACCACUUGUGCACCGUACCUCAACAACUAUAUGAUGUACACUGGCAAUUCCUCAAUCUACACGUACACGUUCGAACAUGGUAAAAGGGAUGAAUGUCCAGUCUGUGGAGGUGAAGCUUCACUAGUCAGAAUCAGUAAAGACUGGACAUUGGAGCAGCUCGUGGAGCAUCUCAAAGAGGCCCAGGAAUUCAAGCUUUCCCGACCGUCUCUAUCCUCUGAAUCCGGUCCGUUGUUCUGGUACGACCCACCGGGCAUCUACGAAGCGACCAAAGGGAAUCUCGACAAGUUGGUCUUUGAUUUGCUUGGUCCUGAAGGCGGAGCGGUCUCUGUCACAGACAAGGCUUUGCCAGCCGCUAACUUGAGUUUGGAGAUUCAAUUUGAGUAG